AUGGACGUGGAUAUGGAAGGUGCCGUGUCCAUUGCGGCCCCCACGGGGACUGCCAUGAACGGCGCAACCAUCCUCUGCUGCAACUGCGGAGCCCCCAUCGACGGAACCACAGCCGCCGGCGCACUCUGCUACGACUGCGUCAAGCUGACCAACGACAUAUCACAAGGAAUCCAGAGGGAGGCCGUCCUAAACUUCUGCAGAGACUGCGACCGUUGGCUCCUGCCCCCGAACAGCUGGCUUGUCGCCGCCCCAGAAUCGAGAGAACUGCUUGCCCUGUGUCUGAAGAAGCUGCGGGGCCUCGGAAAGACUCGAAUCAUCGACGCCAGCUUCAUCUGGACCGAGCCACACUCGAGGAGAAUAAAAGUCAAGCUCACAGUACAAGAUGAAGUCUCAGAUGGCGUCCUCCUGCAGCAGAGCUUCGAGAUCGUCUAUAUUGUCGCCUACCAGCAGUGUCCCGACUGCGCAAAGUCAUACACGGCCAACGUGUGGAGGGCGUGCGUGCAGGUGCGGCAGAAGGUCCUUCACAAGAGGACGUUCCUGUUCCUGGAGCAGCUCAUCCUGAAGCAUGGCGCCCAUCGGGAUACGAUCAACAUCAAGGAGGUACACGCCGGUAUCGACUUCUUCUUUUCCCAACGGAAUCAAGCAGAGAAAUUCGUCGACUUCCUGAAGUCGGUGGUACCAAUAAAUGUCACCAAGAGUCAAGAGCUCAUCUCCGAAGACAUUCACACCUCCAAAAAGAGCUACAAAUUCGCAUUCUCCGUCGAGUUGGUGCCAAUUUGCAAAGAUGACCUCGUCGCGCUUCCUAUCACCAUGGCAAAGCAGCUUGGCAACAUCUCCCCGCUAGUCCUUUGCCACAAGAUUGGUACUUCCGUCAACUUCCUCGACCCAAACACCCUGCAAACAGCCGAACUGCGACCCGAUAUCUACUGGCGCGUGCCAUUCUUCUCCCUCUCCGACCAACCUCAACUCGUUGAGUUCAUGGUAUUAAACAUCGAGCCGACGGGGCCCCAGAAGGGCAAGUGGCUCGUCGCGGACGUCGAGGUGACGAGGGUGGACAACAUGGAGACGACCUACAACGUGCGGACGCACCUGGGCCACUUCCUCAACCCGGGCGACUCGGUCAUGGGCUACAUGCUCACGGGCACCAACUUCAACAACCCCCAGUUCGAGGCGAUCGAGAACUCGCACACCUACGGCUCGAGGAUACCGGACGUCAUGCUGGUCAAGAAGCACUUCCCGCGCAAGCGCAAGCACCGCAACAGGAAGUGGCGCCUCAAGCGCAUGGACAAGGACGAGGGCGAGCUGCUGCCCAAGAAGGCCGACCAGGAGCGCCUGGACAACGAGUACGAGGCGUUCCUGCGUGACGUCGAGGAGGACGAGGAGCUGCGUGCCGCCCUGGCGCUUUACAAGAAUACCAACAAGAACAAGAAGAAGCAGGAGGGCGAGAUGGAGGUGGACGGCCAGAGCGUCGCGGAGACGGAGGCCACCGGCGACAGUGAUGACGAUGUGCCCAAGGUGAAUAUGGACGAGUUGUUGGAUGAGUUUGAGGAGAUGACGAUGGAAGAUCAACAGUAG
Diaporthe citri is the source of this 1575-nucleotide messenger RNA. RefSeq lists its product as uncharacterized. The coding region runs from base 1 to 1575 and encodes 524 amino acids. The transcript has a single exon. Gene Ontology annotation, biological process: ribosomal large subunit export from nucleus. Gene Ontology annotation, cellular component: cytoplasm; nucleus. The record is from RefSeq and is a predicted model, not a curated record. Gene Ontology annotation, molecular function: ribosomal large subunit binding. Lineage: Eukaryota; Fungi; Ascomycota; Sordariomycetes; Diaporthales; Diaporthaceae.